AUGUUGAAAGCAGGAAUGCAACAUAAUGGAACUGUUCUCAAAAAUGGCGAUGAAACAGAUGUUUAUGGAAACGAUAAUGACGCAGACAUUGGUGGAUGUGUUUCAGAACAUAUCAACGAGUCGUGCUCGUAUAGUGAUUUGUUAAUGGAAGCUGUACAAUCUGGUCCUAAACAGGGUAAAAAACUGGCAUCGCUUUUCAUUCCAAAGAUUGGUGUUGCAAACUUCUGGACAUUAGUAAGGAAAGUAAUUAGUUUCGAGGAGACUCAAAGCACUCAUUGCUCUGAUUAUGGGGAAGUUUUACUUUUGGCAUGGAAUAGUGCCCUUGAUCAGUCAUUUAAAUUUAAGUUAGAAGAGGUCUUCAUGGACAUCGUAUAUUACUCUUUGCAACAUGCCAAGUACAGCAAAAAAUUUUUUUCGGCCGCUAACGGGACAGUCCGAUACAAUGCUUGCUGUCUUUUUUUCUCGUUCUAUCCAUUUGUAACCAAUAAUGAUGCUGAAAAUGUGGAAAACUUUGCCAACCAUCUGAAGAUUAUCAUCGAAUUAUUAAAUGAUGGAAGCUUUGCGAUUCGAGCUGUGGCAUGUAAACAAACUUUGUAUUUGCUUAGUCAAUAUUUCGACACUUUUUCUGUGGAUUUUAUCAAACAAAGUUUGACACAGUAUGUUCUAAAUAUUCCAUUUAUUGCACAAAUGUCUUUCUUCUCUCUUGAUAUUUUCUAUCAGAUUAUCGAUGUACUGACGUUGGAUAGCAUUGCUAGCGUAAGAAUCGCUGUGUAUGAAGGGAUGUGUGAUCUUCUUCAUUGCGUUGGUGCGCUGAAUAUUUGUGAAAGAGCUCUGAAAUGUCUCUUCCAUAAGAAAGGAAUUACUGAUCGUUGUGAUAAGGUUCGAUUGGCUGCUUUUAAAUUACUUGGCGCACUGAAAGGUCAUCGCUUUAUCAAGCUGACUGAUGUCGUAUCUAUUGAACAAAUUCUGAAGGUAUUUGCUGUUGAAGAAUCUGGAAUAGUAAGAAAAGAGAUUACUAAAGUACUUUUGCGGUGGUGUAUGAAAUCAGGAUUCAGUCCCGAUCAAGUCAUCCAUCGUAUCAUUGUAAUGGGAAAAGAAAGUGAGACUGCAGCAUUAUUUUUUCACUAUAUUAUUGUUGCGAAGGACUUGGUGCCUGUCGAGCGUGCAGUUCAACAUGCAAAAGCCCUUGUUCUUGCUGUUUACAAAGCUUUGCGAUCGUUACGAAAAACUGAGGAUUCUAAGACAAAUGAAACAUUUUGUGAAUUUUCGGAGGAAGUUCUUUGCGAAACAUUUUCGGAAUCUGCUGAAGCUGUAAUGUGGAUUCCUUUACGUAUGACUUUAGAAAAAGGAAGCUACACGAAGGACAAUGAGAAUCUGCGAAGACUGUUUGUCAAGCUGUUCAAGUUUAUAUUUUUGCAUUAUCGAAACACCCAGUUAUUGGAAGGAAUUAUGCAGUUAAAAAGAACUUUACAUAGUAGCAUGGAAGAAGAGUUAGCGAUAUCGGAACUGAUCCAGAGCUGUCAUGGAGAUGAGAAUCAAGCAGUCUAUACCCACGAAAUUAUUUAUAGUGAUUUAUUGUCUUCCUUCAAAUAUAUUGAUGAAGUAUUCGACAAUUUAAGGCGGGAGCUAAGCGAUGAAAUGCCUAGAAGACUGGAAAAAAAAAUGAAACUUCCGGAUGAUUCAGUGAGCAGAGCGUUAUCCCGUUUAAAAAAUAUCAUAAAGCGAGCGGAAGUGGAAAAUAAUUUAAUGCAAAACCAUCCUACUCAUAUCAAGCAAUAUUGCAAGGAUUUAGGAUGCCUAAAACAAUUACUUUGGGCAAAUUUUCCUCAAAAUAUAUAUAAGUUUCCUUGCGUGACGCUUACUUUCGAAAAUAUCAUUGAGGGUAUCAGAAUUCAUUAUUUAUUGGCACUUAUGAUGCUUACAUAUGAUAAAAAGGGCGGCACAAAGCUAAUGAUAGAUAUAGAAGAUGAUCUGAAGAAUUUUAAAAGUAACUGGAUGCCUUAUGUUCUUCUACAUUCAAGUAAGGAAGGCAAAGAUAUGUUGAUCAUAAUUUGUGAGACAUACAUCGAUUUGUGGACUAUGUGUCUUAGAAUUUAUGACACACCACUUGAAUUCAGAACACAACUUUGCGAUAAUAACUUGAUAGACAAUAUUAAUAAAUGUGAUGGUGCUGUUAAGCUUUUUGAAACAGUGCUGGAAAUGUUCAAAAAUCUGGUUAUUACUACGGUCAAAAAUGAUGACAGAGAAAAAGUACCAGUCACACACUUAUUAGAACCCAUACUUUUAUACAUGAUUUCUUGUUCAAAAUCAGAGCAAGUGGAUUUUGACCAAAAAACUGUAGCAGAUUCAUGGUCUACUAUAUAUAGUAUUUUGGUGAACUAUGGACUCACUAAAACAGUGAUCGAGCGUCAAGCUGAGAUCAUCACUAAUUUCAUUUUGAAUGAACUUUCAGAAGUUAAUGGAGAUGUGAGGCAUUAA
Molecule: messenger RNA, 2478 nt
Organism: Thelazia callipaeda (thelaziosis nematode)
Lineage: Eukaryota; Metazoa; Nematoda; Chromadorea; Rhabditida; Thelaziidae
Source: the annotation of a GenBank genome assembly